Messenger RNA from Klebsormidium nitens, 1580 nucleotides. The record is from the annotation of a GenBank genome assembly. NCBI's taxonomy places the organism in Eukaryota, Viridiplantae, Streptophyta, Klebsormidiophyceae, Klebsormidiales, Klebsormidiaceae.
AUGGACUGCCGGGGGUACGUACAUGCUCAUUGCCCACCAGCCCGGUUGAAACAAGAAUCAUCCCGGGAGCGGCGGGAACAAGCGGUGAACCGAUCUGUCCCCCUGCGGGGGACCGUGGCUUGCCUGAGUCGGUCGCCGGUUUUGUAUCCGAUACCGACCGGAGACACCCGAGAGGCACGAAGCUCGCUGGCCGCUUCUUGCAGGUCCACAUUCAGAAGCGCCUUUCAGCUGCUAGAUCGGCCACCACCACCAACAAAGCACCUCAACAGGUUCAAGCCUGUGUGCUUUCCAACUAGUCCUCUUCUCCAAGGCAUCCACAAACGGCAAGCCAAUCAGGCUCAGGUCACUUCCUUGCCGAGAAAGACACGUGUACGUCCAGAGCUGAAACGAACUAUAACAGCAAGCAUGGCUUCCGCAGAAACUGCCUCGUUCAAAAUGCCGGUGAUCCCAGACGAUUAUGCCGAGCAGCUCAAGAAGAUGGGCCUGCCUUCCUACUGGGAAGAGAACAAGCAGCGCGACCCGCGGUACCAGUGGAUCCACCCGGCCGCGGAGGUGCGCGACAAGCCGCAGUACAAGGGCGGGAAGGGCCUGUUUGCGACGCGCUUGAUCAAGCAGGGCGAGAAGUACUUCAACGGGGAGUUCAUGGCGGACGGCAUGGGGGAAGUCGUGGACAUCCCUACGCUCAACACGUGGCCCCUUGACAAGCAGAUGCUCUUCCUGCAUUGGUGUGCGCAGAUCAGCGCGACCGAGAUUUUGUCGCCCCGUUUGGACGAGCAGGGCCAGCCAGAGGACUUCGGCGCUUUCGUCAACCAUAGCUGCGACCCGAACGUCCUCUUCCACAACGGUUCCUUCGACAUGGUGGUGCGCCGUGACAUCCAGCCGGACGAGGAGAUCACCAUCGAUUACGGACAGUACAUGAUCUCCGAAACGUCCGUCAAGGAGUUCAAGGACACCCAGUGCGGCUGCGGCGCCAUGGUUUGCCGCGGGCACGUGACGUGGAGGGAUCACCUGAAUCCCAAGUUGAUAGAGUUCUACGGGACAAAUUGGCCCCCUCACGCGAUUGAGAGUCAGAUAAAGCACGGGGUCAGGAGCGCCAACUAGGUGGAGUAUUUGGGCUCUCGUUGGAUGUGAGUAGGGAGGAACAGGUUAAGACUAGGUUAAGACUGACACGAAGGUUGGGCAGUGUUACGGUGACUGGACGGCAUUGCGUUUGGCUUCAAAGUACUAAGGAAAUGCAGAUUUGGUGGCGUUAACGGGACCGACAUCGUAGCUUUGAAGACACUUAAAAUUGUCCUAGCCGGAUGAAAAUUUACAAUUUUGGGCGAGAUGCCAAAUGUAGAUCUCGUAGUGCAGAGUGAUUCAAGCCCCAGGGCGGUCACUGUCUUGCGGCGCAUAAUCUUCGUGCACGGAUCGAAGGAGCCCUCGAUCAUCUUUUGAGUAUACUUGUACCACUUACAUGAUUGGUGAUUACGUGCACGUCAAAUUUCUCAAUCAGUACGCACGCUCACGGGCCCUUCAACAAAAAUUCUGAACCGUCGAUCGAUGGGGGCAGCCCUCAACUUCAAGCCUUUGAACCGUCC